AUGUACCAGAACAAAAUGAUAAUUAUUGUAGCGAUUUUGUUAACGGGAGAUUGCUUAGAAGAAAUCCCAAGGAGGGACGAUAUACAUAAAACGGAAGCCAUCGUUGAACAUACGAUUAACAGUCUUUUCUCGACAUUGAAAUUGAGAAGAAUUCAGCAAAGACCAAAGAUACUGGAAUACACAACUUUGCAUAAAUAUUUCGCGUCACUAUCAUUGCAAGAUGAUUACAACUUGAAGAAAAUUCUACAACUAACAAAAGUCAAUGAGGAACAUAAAUUUUAUAAUGGAACUGACUUUAUAGCCGUUAUAAAUGAAAUAAUAAAUGAAGAUAUAGUUAACAGAUUAAACGUGGAUGACAUUAGUGUGAUAUCGUAUAUUGAGAGAUUUAUUUCCAGAUUAAAGAUAUGGAGAGAAAUUUACGCGCCAAAAACCAUUUACGUCAAUAUCAAUUUUAAAGUACUGGAACAUUUGCAGAAUACAGUUAAUAAAAGUUUUGAUUCUAAAAGUAAAGACAAUCUCAUUACGAGCGAUAAUGAAUUUUGGGAGCCAAGUGGUCGACGUAUUUACAGAGGUCAAAGAACCAAGAUCAAAUAUUUCCCAUUCAUGGCUAGUGUGCACAUCUUCAACAACUUCCAUUGCGCUGGAUCUAUUAUAAAAUCAGACCUGAUCAUCACAGCAUCGUCGUGUUUACAACUAGCCUGGAAUAAUCGUCUAUUCCGAGAAAAUCCAGCAUUCCUUUCUGUUCGAGUCGGUAGUUCCUUCUAUAGUGGCGGUGGUGAGGUCAUACCGGUAUUAGAAAUUUACUUCCACCCUGGAUACGACCCUAAAAGUCUUAGAAACAACAUCUGUAUCCUGCGGCUCGUUCGCCGUUUGAAUUUCAGAAAACGAAGUAAGAGAGUGAAAAGGAUAAACAUUGAUAGAAACCCAUGGAACCUACCAAUGAAUACUCCUGGUGUCACGAUUCUUGGUUGGGGUGCGAAGGGUAGUAGCGGCAUAGUUUACGAUCCAUGGAAAAAUAUAUUAUCAUAUUCGAUUUUGGAUAUUUAUCCGUUGCCAGACUGUCGCGACGUGUAUACUAGACAGUAUGUGACACGCAAGCAUUUUUGUGCUGGUUUCUUGUCCAAAGGCGGCGGUGCAUGUAAUCGUGACGUAGGAGCCCCGGGCGUGGUGGAUGGUAAGCUGAUGGGAGUGGUAAGCUUCGGCUCCCCCACUUGUGGGACUCCUGACGCCCCCACUGUCUUUACCAAAUUAGGAUACUACACUGACUGGAUAGAAGACGUUAUGGAAAAGCCCGUACCUGUUUCCUUGAAGCGUACAACAAAGAAACCAUUGUUCGAUGUUUUUAAUGUUAUACCUAUGGAAGGGCCUACGACGACCACAUUCAAAAUACCACCUAUCACAGGAAACAAGUUAGACCCUAUAUCAAUUCACGACAUCGACAACACAUUAAGACAUAUAGACGAAAAUCUUUUUAAAGAAUUUGUGUCUACAAUGUUCACCAGUAGUGAAAUCGAUAAGUAUCUACAAAUUAUUAGACAACAACAGAAAACAAAAGGAAAUGUUGAAAACAAAACAGCGAUAGUUAACGUCAAUAGUGAGAGUGAUUCUUCUAUUGAUAAAAGUGAUGUAGUAUUUGUAACCAAAUCUCCCGAUUUUGACGAAGCUGUAGUUAAAGCAGAAGAUAUUGAGAUACGGGGCUCAGAAUCUGACAAUGACGACGAACGAAAUUCUCAAGUACAAUCACAAGAAUCUUACAGGGGCGAAGAAAAUCAAGCAAUAGUAGACGAAUCCAAAGUAGAAAGUGAUAUCAUUCAAUUCAUGAAAAACAUAGAUUUGAAAAAAAUUAUUCAAGAAGAAGUAAUGGAUACGCCAAAAGCGGGAGAAAAGGGAAAAAAUGAAUCCUUUUUAAAAUUCGCAUACCUUAAUGAUACUGAUAAAACAGGACAUGGUGAUAACCUGGACGAUAAUGAUGGAUUAAGCUUAGUAGGCGAUAAUAGUUUCGAAGAUAUGACGAGGUCAAAACUCAAGAGCACCAACAGGAUUUUGCCCGAAAAGGAGGUUUAUGGUUUACUGUCCGAUGUAAUCGAAGAGGAAGUACAAAAUAAAUUAGUAAAGGGUUUUAAAUACUUGGGUUUUUUAUUUAGAAUACUACUAAAUAGUUAUAUUAGAAUAAAAUUAAAAAUAUACACCCAUUUUCAUGUAAUAAAGUAG
Molecule: messenger RNA, 2211 nt
Organism: Pieris macdunnoughi
Lineage: Eukaryota; Metazoa; Arthropoda; Insecta; Lepidoptera; Pieridae
Source: the annotation of a GenBank genome assembly